Messenger RNA from Galeopterus variegatus (Sunda flying lemur), 1016 nucleotides. Its product is annotated as zinc finger protein 436-like. The transcript is spliced from 3 exons. NCBI's taxonomy places the organism in Eukaryota, Metazoa, Chordata, Mammalia, Dermoptera, Cynocephalidae. The record is from RefSeq and is a predicted model, not a curated record. The annotation marks the transcript as partial. Gene Ontology annotation, biological process: regulation of transcription by RNA polymerase II. Gene Ontology annotation, molecular function: RNA polymerase II cis-regulatory region sequence-specific DNA binding; DNA-binding transcription factor activity, RNA polymerase II-specific.
GAACUGGGAACAGCAAUGAGGACAAACUUAUUCAAGAGGAAGGGCCCAGUGAUGGAGAACGUCAAGGGAUAUGCCCAAGAACAGUGUCAUCUAUUUCUGGACUCAAAGAGUCUCAAGAAACACUUUCAGAUGACAUUGCCCAGAAUCUUAAAUUAGAGAAUUCUCAAGACAAUCCCUCGAGGAUUGGGGACUGGGUGCCACUCCCAGACUGUGAGCUCACUGGCCACAGGAAGCCAGUGCCAGGUGAGAGACUCUACAGCUGCACUGAUUGUGGCAAGAGCUUCCAGCACAGUUACUCUCUCACCCGUCAUCUUCAAAGUCAUGCUGGUGAGAAGCCUUACCCCUGUCCUGACUAUGGAAAAUGUUUCAGCCAAAGUUCCAACCUGCUUCAGCACCAGCAGAUCUACCACGGAAACAAGCCCUCCAAGUGCGGGGCCUGCGGGAAAAGUUUCGCUCAAAGCGUGCCCUUCAUCCAGCACAGAAGGGUCCACACUGUCACCUCUCUGCUGCUGGUUCACCACAGAGUGCACACUGGUCUGAAGCCCUAUGUCUGUCCCCAGUGCAAGAAGUCUUUUGGGGAUCGGUCAAAGCUGACACGUCAUCAGAGAAUUCACAUAGAUGAGCGUCCCUUCUGCUGCUCCAACUGCAGUGACGGCUUUAAUCAGAAGACCUCCCUGACCCAACACAUCCACCUGCACACAGGGGAAAAGCCUUAUAUGUGUGGGGAGUGUGGGGAGAACUUCAACCUCUGUAGCAAGCACAAGCCCCAGCACCAGCGCACCCAUACAGGGGAGUGGCCUUACAGCUGUGUCCAGUGUGGGAAGCGCUUCCCCCAGAGCUCCUCCCUGAUCCAGCACAGAAAGAUCCACUUAGAUGAAAAGCCACCUCUGUAUGCGCAGUGUGGCCGCGGCUUUCAUCAGCACGUGCACCUGGUUACCCACCGCAGGUGCACUCCAGGGAAUGGCCAUUUGCCUGCCCGGGGUGCCAGGAGAGCUUUCGGGAGGCCUGGAGGUUGA